Dufourea novaeangliae is the source of this 2855-nucleotide messenger RNA. Its product is annotated as growth factor receptor-bound protein 14-like. The record is from RefSeq and is a predicted model, not a curated record. Lineage: Eukaryota; Metazoa; Arthropoda; Insecta; Hymenoptera; Halictidae. The transcript is spliced from 12 exons. Bases 28 to 2142 code for a protein of 704 amino acids.
GAGUAUCUUCGAGUGACAUUCGACGAUAUGGUCGAGAAUUUUACUUUCGUCACUGCGAUCACGUUCGAGGAUACCUCGCGAGAUCGUACAAAGAGCUUUUCCGAUUACUCGACAUCCGAGUACUGUGCUCCACAAACGGAAAAACCUUCCGUCCAAACGAAGGAACCAAGAAAUACCGACGUCGCUUCGAUGGACGCCACGAUACCAAUGGAAACGGGAACGGGAACGGGAACCGUGGCAUCGACGACACCGAUGUCGGUGUCGCUCAAAAACGAAUGCAUCGCAACGAUUAACCAAAGAAGAAUCUACAGCGAUUCUUUUCUGGCUAGCUGCGCGGAACUCGCGAGUUACAGCAACAGCCGUACCAGCACGAUGCACGACAGUGAAGACUCCGCGGCGGCAACCUGGCUCUCUCAGGUUCGUCGACGAUGCUUGAACAUUUGCAAUUGGUUGCCGAAGGUGUGUCCUUGUUUUGAAAUCGGCGUCGCGAUCCCCGGAUUUUGCGGUCGAUCCGCGAACCGAGUUGGACGUUACGAGAGAUUUGGUUUCAUGGGUGACGACGCGUUCGAGUUCGACCGCGCGACGACUAGUCCGGGUACGAGAUACGAUGACUGCGAGAACGACAAUACCGGACACCGCGAUCAAAUCCGCGACGACAGUCAAGUGGAGGAGCUGCAAUUUUACAACGACGAUCUAAAGACUAGGAACAGUUUGCUCGUCGAGAGAAAUGUUCGCGCGGUUGAUUUGUGCGAGGUGCUCAAAGUGAAGAAGAAUGUGUCCGGAAUCGCUUGGUCGAUCGUGGAAGCGUGGCCGGAACUGGGAAUUGAACGUACACUGGAAGAUCACGAAGACGUCGUUGCAGUGCACAGAGAGAUGAGACUGUUCGCGUCUCGGUUCCACAGGAAAUUUGUCUUCCGAAAGGAUUUCCUCAAGUACGAAUUCUUUCUGGACCCCAAGCAAUUUUUCCCAACCGACAUGGCCGCGUUUCCCAGCGCUGUCCUCGCAAUGGACAACGGUGAAACGCUGAUCGACGCGGAAAGCGCUUUACGAAAAUAUCUGCAGCAAGAGAAUGCGGAAUGUCCACGGGUGUUGAGUCUGGCGUGGGUACGAUGCGGAUAUUUCGACGUUUGGAGAAAAAUGUACAUGUUGCUGCGAAACCAAAAGCUCUACGUGGCGAAGAAGGAAGCCGACCAACUGUCUAUUUUCGCGCACUUGCCGGAUUACGUGGUGUACAAAAUCGCGAACGCGAAGUGGCGUUUCAACGCACCCUUCGAGUGGGGACUCUGCUUAAGGCCAAUCAACGACUCUGCAGCCAAAAGUACCGUGACAGGAGAAUCCGGACUCAAGGUCAUCGCUUUCCAGAGUGAAAAGUCCCGUAUUUGCUGGCUCACGGCCAUGAGACUCGCCAAGUAUGGUAAGCAGCUCAGGGACAACUAUAGAGCCUUCAAGAACAAACAAUGCGAGCCGACUACCGGGGAUAGCGCUCACAACGUAUCGAACGAAUCUGUGCGAUCACGCGUGGCCAUGGACUUUACGGGAAGCGUCGGUAGGAUCGUGGAAGAUCCGAAGGAAGCAAAGGAUAUCGCGGAGAGCGAAGGGACCAAUUGGCGGCGAACCUGGAGGCCGUUCUCGAGACCGCCACCGGGAUGCGCGGUCCUCAGUCUUCACGGGCUCGACGACGGUGUUCACGUCUUGCAGCCGUGGUUUCACAGAGGUUUGAAAAGAGAAAUCGCGACGGCAAUCGUCAGGGAUCACGGUUCCGUGGACGGCGUGUUCCUGGUACGAGAGAGCAAGAGCAACUCGGGAGCGUUUGUGUUGACCUACAAAUACAGCGACAAAGUGUUUCACACUCAGAUUCAACCGGUUUUCGACGAGCGAUGCAACUGUUGGCUGUACACUCUGGACAAGGGCGUGACCAAGUUCUACGAUCUGCUUCAAUUGAUAGCGUUUUACCAGCUGAACGCGGGCUCGUUGCCCACGAGAUUGACCCAUUACGUGCAAAACGUGGUCCCGGCGUCUUUGCUAAGACCGGAAGACGGCGGGGGCGCGUCGCCUACGCCACCCUCGCCGAUCGAGGUCCGUCACCAGUCGUCCAUCGACGCCGCGAAUCCCGACAAGUCGUCGAGUCACGAGACUAUCUGAGGAUAGGAGUUUCGGCGGCCCAAUAGCCUCGACGAGCGUCUCCGCGUUGGCCGCGAUGACCGAGCAAACAGGAACACGUUCAACGUCACCGCCGACGCGAACGUUGCCUCGAGGCGAUCGGGUUGCUGGAGUUUGUGCCUGUGUAGCUACAACAAGUGGAACUUGUAACGAACUCCCCCGAUCGGAGCGAACGUAACCAACGACACGACCCGAAUCGACACGGAAACAUGGAAAACCGAAGCGUACGUCGAUCGCCAGAGGGAGAGAGAGAGAGAGAGAGAGAGACUAUUCGUAUUCGGCACCCUUCGAGAUUCCGAUCGGCCGAGUCGCGUAGGAACAGCUCGAGGAUAACCUACGGUUUCGACCAGCACGUCGCAACUUGUUCUAUUUUCGUAAUUUUUCUCAUCCGAACGACAUCGCGAAUAUUCGACGACUCGAAGAAUCGAUUUUGACAGCGGUUAAUCAAGCUCGAUUCUUUUACGUUGAUACCGCGCACCUUUGUCGUACGUUCCACAUCGGUUAUCGAUAGACGCUGAACUCGCUAGCGGAAAGUAGAAGUUGAACGGUUGCCGAAAACACGUCCCUUUCAGACUGACGAAUCGUUUACUAUCCUUCUUAUCCUUCAUAUCCUUCUUCCUCUCCUCCUUCUUGCCCUUCGUAUUGUUAUUAUUAUUAUUAUUAUUAUUAUUAUAAUUAUCAUCGUCAUCGUCAUU